GACAGUAAAAGAAACCAUCCGGGUAUCUUUGGGAUACUCAUUUCAACAUACUACGAUUUGGGACGUACUAAUUCUAGUUUCGAAUACUAUUUAGGACGGAUAUUAUGCGAAUUGGGACUCAGCAGCAGUGUCAGCAAUUCAUCCGUCAGAAUCGUCGGCAAUCCUCCUUCUUUUUGAGUCCGACGUGCUAUUUCGGCUGUGGGUCCUGCGUCAUCAACCCGAAACCUAUGCCCAAAACUAAAGUUCGAUUUGUGAACCGGCUCGACCGGUUUCUUUCUGAGAACCGGUUCAAAAGAACGAUUCGUUCAAGAACCUAACAUCACUAUCACAGAGAUGCGGAAGCGGUGGACGGAUUGUAUAGUCGAGUGAGCACAUAUGGACAGAUUGUGUUCUUCAUAAUGGCUCCCUCCUCUUCUUCUUGCCAUCGUUGCAGUCCUUGCUGCCGACUAUGCUCCAGAUCUUCAGUGUACACUUUGGCUUUGGGCCUGGGUUUCAUCACCUUGGGAACUAGUCGCAUCAUAUUACUAAAAUUUUCAACCAAUGAAGAGAACAAAUAUGACUAUCAACCUGUAUCUGUGAAUUUAAUGGCAGAGGCCAUUAAACUAGUAUUUUGUUUAGUAAUGUCAGUACGGGUGGUCAUUCGAGAUGGCCGCUCUUAUAAAGAUUUGGGAUCUUUUCUCAGUUACCUGAAAUGGUCUGUUCCGGCAUUCCUGUACUUCCUUGACAACCUUAUAAUCUUUUAUGUGAUGACCUACUUGCAACCUGCAAUGGCAGUAUUAUUUUCCAAUAUUAUCAUUUUUACUACAGCCAUUCUUUUCAGAGUCGUUUUAAAGAGGCGCCUGUCUUGGGUGCAGUGGGCAUCUUUGGUCAUUCUGUUCCUGUCCAUUGUUUCCUUGACCACUGGCAAUGGUGACCAGAACGCCAUUGCCGUACACGGCAUCCACCCGGACCACAUUUCCAACUCCUCCAACAGUUGCCUGACAUACGUCCACCCUAAACAUCCUAACCAAAAUUCAUCAGUAUGGAUGGAAAGCUUGCCACGUAAGCUAUGGGACAGCCAGCUUAUCCAGAAGCUCAACAGCUUUGGUCUGGGCUAUAUCCUACUGAUGAUGCAGUGCUUCAUCUCUGCACUGGCCAACAUCUACAACGAGAAGAUCCUCAAGGAGGGCGAGCAGCUGAUGGAAAGCAUUUUUAUCCAGAACAGCAAGCUGUAUGUUUUCGGUGUGAUCUUCAACAGCCUCACGCUCAUCCUUCAUUCUGAGUACCGUGACCUAACGGUACACUGCGGCCUCUUCUACGGUCACAACAUCUUUUCCAUCGCGCUGGUCUUCGUAACUGCCGCCCUUGGCUUGUCAGUGGCAUUCAUCCUGAAGUUUCGCGAUAACAUGUUUCACGUGCUGACCGGUCAGAUCACCACAGUGAUCAUCACGGCGCUCUCUCUCUUCCUCUUUGACUUUAAGCCAUCAAUGGAUUUUUUCCUCCAGGCGCCUGUUGUUUUGCUAGCAAUCUUUAUCUAUCACAGCAGCAAAUUGAAGGAUCCAGAGUACAUUUUGCAACAGGAGCGAUUCAGAGUCAUCAAUGGUGAAGUCUUUGAGAGGUCGAGAGGGGAUGGAGAAGAGUUGGAGAGACUAACCAAGGACCACACAGACAGUGAAUCUGAGGAAGAGUCUUUAUAAGUCUGUUAUUAAAGCGUAACUAAACCCCUGGUCAGAGCCUGACUCCACCCACUGGCAAUAUUUGAAAAAUGCAAGCAAAGUGGGCAGACCCCAUCGAAGAUAGAGGGGACGAACUAAGUGUGUGGUGAGAUCGUAACAAGGGCUUGGAGCUUGAACCUGCUUACAUCAUGAGGCAUUUUUUUGACCCAACAUCCAAUAGAAAAAUUCAACUGCAGUAGCCACCGUUCAACCUGAAGAGGGCAGCACGCAGACGUUUUUACACCAUAUAUUGUAGUAUUGAAACACUUUAUAUCCAAAUGUCAAAAAACUUACUAAAAUCAAUGAACAGCACUAAUAAAGCAUCAUUCUUACAGAUCAUUAACUUGAAAAAGUUGGUUUAGGGUUUAGUAACUCUUUAAUUCAUAUCUGUACAUAAUGUAAAUAAUCUGAAAUCAGCCUAUAUAUGUAUAUAUAUGUAUAUAUAUAUAUAUAUGUAUUCGGCUCCAUAAAUUUUUGGGGAACAAAGAUGUGGUAUUGCUUUCACUACAUUAUAUUUGGACUGUGCUGUGUUGCUUUGUUUAAAAAAGGACAUGAAGUGACAAUGUAAGCAGGUAUUAAGGUAACACCUGAUUUUAUUUGUAAUUAUUAAUGUAUUAAAGUAAUAUACUUACAUUUUAAUGUGAGUAUACUUCUCUAAUGGGAAAAUGUGCAAUUGUGUAUGUUGUGCCAUAGUCAGUGUAUAUGUUUUGGUUCUUGACAUAGGACCUUAAAAAUCUGGGUAACACUUUAUUGAAGGGGUGUUCAUAAGACUGACAUGACACCUUCAUAACAUGAAGGAGAUUUUAUGCACAUUUAUGACAACUGUCAUUGAGGGCCCUAUCUUGCACCCAGCGCAAUUGACUUUGUCAGUGACGCAUGUAUCAUUCGUAUUUUGCACUGGCGCACAGCGGGUUUUUCCCUCCACAGACGCACGUCGGCAAACUAGGGAAUGAACUUGCGCUCCCUGGGCGGUUCAGCGCAAAAAAGGAGGCGUGUUGCGGCACAAACCAUCCCUGAUGCUAUUUUGCAGUUUCAAAAAACAAUUGCGCAACUGACAAAAAAAACUAGUCUAAAGUCAGUGGCGUGUUGCGUGUGGUUCAUUAUGCUAUUUUAAGGGCGCGUGCUUGACCAUGUAUAGCGUGCACAACGCGCACACACUUUGCUUAUCUAAUCUACACAGAUGCAACAGUUAUUUUUGCAAAUCAUAAAUUGUUACAAUAAAAAAUAUUAACACAUGAGAUAAGGGGAAUCAUAGUGGUGAGCAUUGUGGUGAUAGUUUUUAAUUAUUGUGUGGCUGCGUUAAAAAAUUCUCAUGCAAAUAACGAUUAAAAUAUUUUCAUAA
Paramisgurnus dabryanus is the source of this 3036-nucleotide messenger RNA. RefSeq names its product solute carrier family 35 member A5 (gene slc35a5). The record is from RefSeq and is a predicted model, not a curated record. Gene Ontology annotation, molecular function: pyrimidine nucleotide-sugar transmembrane transporter activity. Gene Ontology annotation, cellular component: Golgi membrane. Gene Ontology annotation, biological process: pyrimidine nucleotide-sugar transmembrane transport. Lineage: Eukaryota; Metazoa; Chordata; Actinopteri; Cypriniformes; Cobitidae.